AUGCGUACCGCAAGAUACCCAUUGUCGCCCCCGGGCCUUGAAGAGCUCGCCAAGGUUCUCGAAGCGCCUUUGGCUGCCAACUAUGAGCAUAUAGCCAUCAGCGUCGUUGAGUGUCCCGAUCUUCGCGCAGCACCAUUCAACCUGGCAACAACGGGCCUGUCGGGUAACGAGAAGAUCUCGGACGUUGGAGGCCAGUCAAAUCUUUUUCCCAGCCCUCGACUCGACACCAUAUGGAGCAUGAAGGAGCUUGCACAGGCGAUGGAGAUGGAUCCCGACAAGGGCAGCAUUAUUGGGGCCGGAGCUGGACCUUUCCAUCAGGUCGGUCGCAACUGCGAGCUCGCUCCUAACUUCAGUUGGGGCAAAGAUUUCGGCGAUGUCGACAACCGAACACACAUCGCUAAGAUCGACAAGGACACCGGAGCGCCCAGAGUAGAAAAGAGCCCUACCUUGGACUGCGCAUUGAUGAUUAACCUCUUCGGCUCUGAAGGCAAGACUGGGCCGGUACUGAAGAUUACCGCUCGUAAACGAAAGGGGCCAGAAAGCAGUUUUACGCAGUGUAUACGGAAGGGUCUCAGAACGGCUUACGGCGAUAAGCAGACGGUCAGUCUAGGUGGAGCAUUCAUCGUAAAGUCAGGACGCACGAACUACCACAUCAUGCCGGACUUCCCCCCGGCAUCGGAGCUCCCGUUCAAGGACCCCAAGCAACUCAACGACUGGCUGACAUACCACGACUUCGAUAGUCCUAUGGUGUGUUUGUCGGUCCUGCAUUCAGCGGAUCCAGAACAGGCAAUGGGUUUACGACUCGAGCAUACACACUGCUUUUCUCCAAAGGGCAACAACUCUGGAGGUCACUACCACCACGACAUUGAAGGAUUGCAAGAGGAGAUUGAGUAUGAAGGUUAUUUCAACACGGCAAAGAUGAUAUAUAGAAUGGAAAGGCCUUCAGUGACUCUAGCGCGAGAUCUUCACGACUAG
Molecule: messenger RNA, 975 nt
Organism: Alternaria postmessia
Lineage: Eukaryota; Fungi; Ascomycota; Dothideomycetes; Pleosporales; Pleosporaceae
Exons: 1
Coding region: 1-975 (324 amino acids)
Cellular component (GO): nucleus
Molecular function (GO): zinc ion binding; hydrolase activity, acting on ester bonds
Source: RefSeq, a predicted model, not a curated record